CUUGUUCAACUGAGUUCAUUCAUACAUGUCCAACUUAAUAUGUAUUUUACUGCUUGACUGUUCCCUUUGAGAUCAUAUUACUGGUAGAGAAUUUGAAGAAAAACCGGUGUCUACACUAGGAAAUCUUAUGCAGAAGCGAUUCUAAAGAUUUUAAUUUAAACUUUAAUAGUAUUUUUUGGCCUGCUUUAAUCCACAAAGGAUUACUACAAUAUGACCGAUCUCAUCAACUACAGAAAAAAACUUGUUUUCGGGUGGACACCUAAUGGUAAAGCAUUAUCGCCGAACACAUACAUAUAGAAAUUCAGCUUACGAUAAUAACAACUACGACUUGAUAUGGAAACUCUAUUACAAGAAAAUUUGGUGUAGCAUACCAGCCCUACCCUAAAUUCCCCGAAAACACAGUCACAUCACAUAUAGAACAUUUUUGUACUAAAUUUACUUUUCCUUCAAGACAUCACGACCAGUCAACAUGCCAGAACAACUUGUGCUCCGUGCAACUCUCGAAGGUCACUCUGGAUGGGUUACUUCCCUCUCCACUGCCCCUGAGAACCCUGAUAUUCUUCUUUCCGGUUCUCGUGACAAGUCCAUCAUCUUGUGGAACUUGGUCCGUGAUGAUAUGAACUAUGGUAUCGCCCAGAGACGUUUGACCGGCCACAGUCACUUCGUUUCCGACUGUGCUCUUUCCUUCGACAGUCACUAUGCCUUGUCUGCCUCCUGGGAUAAGACCAUCCGUUUGUGGGAUCUUGAAAAGGGUGAAUGCACCCACCAAUUCGUUGGUCACAACAGUGAUGUCUUGUCCGUUUCCAUCUCCCCUGACAACCGCCAGGUUGUUUCUGGUUCUCGUGACAAGACCAUCAAGAUCUGGAACAUCAUUGGUAACUGCAAGUACACCAUCACCGACGGUGGUCAUUCUGACUGGGUUUCUUGCGUUCGCUUCUCUCCUAACCCUGAUAACCUCACCUUCGUCUCUGCUGGUUGGGACAAGGCUGUUAAGGUUUGGGACUUGGAGUCUUUCUCUCUCCGUACUUCUCACUACGGCCAUACCGGCUAUGUUUCUGCCGUCACUAUCUCCCCUGAUGGCUCUCUUUGCGCCUCCGGUGGUAGAGACGGUACUUUGAUGCUCUGGGAUCUUAACGAGUCCACUCACCUCUACUCUUUGGAAGCUAAGGCUAACAUCAAUGCUCUUGUCUUCUCUCCCAACCGCUACUGGCUUUGCGCUGCUACUGGCUCUUCUAUCCGUAUCUUCGAUUUGGAAACUCAAGAGAAGGUUGAUGAACUUACUGUCGACUUCGUUGGCGUCGGUAAGAAGAGCUCUGAGCCCGAGUGUGUUUCUCUUACCUGGUCCCCUGAUGGCCAAACUUUGUUCUCUGGCUGGACCGACAAUGUUAUUCGUGUUUGGCAAGUUACCAAGUAAAAAUAAGAUCCUAAUUGUUGUCCCAUUUGGCGAAAAUAAAUAAUGUUAGUGGUUAUAGGAAGGAUCAUUUUAAGUAUGAAUCGAUUUAGAUUCCACCAUUUAUAUAUUUAGCGGUUUGUUUUUGGUUUUAAAAAAGUAUUGUCUGUGUUUCAUGUAAAUUUCUUUGGUGCUUGCAAGUAGAUGCGGAACAAGUAUGGGGAA
Messenger RNA from Schizosaccharomyces cryophilus OY26, 1615 nucleotides. RefSeq names its product RACK1 Cpc2. Gene Ontology annotation, molecular function: translation regulator activity; ribosome binding; protein kinase C binding. Gene Ontology annotation, cellular component: cytosol; nucleus. The coding region runs from base 470 to 1414 and encodes 314 amino acids. Gene Ontology annotation, biological process: rescue of stalled cytosolic ribosome; positive regulation of protein phosphorylation. The transcript has 3 exons. The record is from RefSeq and is a predicted model, not a curated record. Lineage: Eukaryota; Fungi; Ascomycota; Schizosaccharomycetes; Schizosaccharomycetales; Schizosaccharomycetaceae.